Molecule: messenger RNA, 1067 nt
Organism: Neolamprologus brichardi
Lineage: Eukaryota; Metazoa; Chordata; Actinopteri; Cichliformes; Cichlidae
Source: RefSeq, a predicted model, not a curated record
CCUGCCAUCCACGAGGACAUUUAAACUUUAAAGGGCCAAAGUGGACAGCUGGGUGUGUUCAUGCUGCGUGGGAGUGUGCGCUGUAUAAGCAUCCUCAUUCACUCACACACCGAAAGACAUAAGACACUCAAGGACUGUACCAUCUGAUCUCACACUUUAUUGAACUUUGGAUAACUUUAAUUUUACCUGCCAAAGACUCAAGAACCUUUGGAUAAACUAUCACCUACAAGCUUUGAGUCGACCAUCCCUUCAUGAGCCAUGGGUGCAUUUAUUGCCAAGAUGCUGCUCCCUACAGUCAGCAGCCUGGUGUUCCUGCCUACAGCCAGCGUGGCCGCCAAGAGGGGCUUCCACAUGGAGGCCAUGGUCUACUUUUUCACCAUGUUCUUCACUGCGAUCUACCAUGCAUGUGAUGGACCAGGUCUCUCCAUCUUGUGUUUCAUGAGAUACGACAUCCUGGAGUACUUCAGUGUUUACGGCACUGCACUCUCAAUGUGGGUCACACUUAUAGGUGAGUCCUGCUACACAGAAUGUGUUCUGGCUUGACUAGUUAAUAGCAGUAUUCAACAUUUCUACAUGUAUCUCUAUACAAAAAAUGUUUUUCUGGAUUGAUCUUUUUCACUACAGUCUAUUUCGGUACCAGAUAUUUAAAGGACACAAGCAAGCGAUGAAAAACACGCUCGGUUUGCAGCAGUUGGUGAUAACACAUGUUCAGGCUUUGCACACAAGUGCUCAUGAAGACUUGCACACACAGACAUAAAUACAUUUGCUUCUAACUCCCACCUGAUCCCCCAGAGGUUUUGCAACAAGGGCUUUAAAUCACGUGCUGCUAAGAGCCAAAUGCCCUGACAGCUGAUUUAACUGAUGGGGUCCUCCUGUGUCUGUGGGAAGGCUGCCAGUAAAAUAUUGAUCCAUUUUCAUUUUGUCACCUUCAUUUAAUCAGGAAGGGAAAUUCUUACAAUUAGAACUUCUUUUGCAAGAUGGUCUUGAACCAUGAUAGGACGCAUUCAGACUGUUUUCAAUCUUGAAAUUAUUUAUAUAAAACCUUUAAUGUUUAAUAGUGCCGACAA